This is a messenger RNA of Vigna radiata var. radiata (mung bean), 1400 nucleotides long. RefSeq names its product methyl-CpG-binding domain-containing protein 11. Bases 237 to 1124 code for a protein of 295 amino acids. NCBI's taxonomy places the organism in Eukaryota, Viridiplantae, Streptophyta, Magnoliopsida, Fabales, Fabaceae. The transcript is spliced from 2 exons. The record is from RefSeq and is a predicted model, not a curated record. Gene Ontology annotation, molecular function: DNA binding.
UUGGGGGGAUUUGAUUGGAGGGUGAGAGAGGAGGUUUGAGAGAGGUGGGUGAGUUUAGAAUAGCCCUAUCUGGAAUUGAAUUUGGUGACAGUUUGAGAGAGAAAGGGGAACAGAGAGAACCAUAUCCUAAUUCGACGCUUUAUGCAUUCUUUUUUUUUUUUUUUAUUUUUUUGUUUGGUUGCAAUUGGGAUAGCAGAGAAUAGCAGGCAGUUGAGAAAGUGAGUGUGAGAAGAGGAAUGGAGAGCGAGCCGCAGAGUGCAGGAAAAGAUGAGGUUUUAUCGGUUGAGCUAUCAGCCCCUUCUGCUUGGAAGAAACUGUUCUUCCCUAAGAAAGUAGGAACACCAAGGAAAAGUGAGAUUGUAUUCGUAGCUCCUACUGGGGAAGAGAUCACUUCCAAAAAGCAGUUGGAGCAGUACCUGAAGGCACAUCCUGGGAAUCCUGCCAUCUCGGAGUUUGACUGGGGAACCGGUGAGACCCCUCGACGAUCGGCACGGAUUAGCGAGAAGGUCAAAUCGACCCCACCGGCGGAGACCGAGCCACCAAGGAAAAGAUCCCGGAAAUCGUCAGGUUCUUCAAAGAAGGAUAGCAAAGAAAACGAACCCGCCACUGAAGAAUCGAAACCAGAUCCUGAUGAAACUGAUAACAACAACAAAAAAAUGACUGAUACAGAGGAGAUUGAUAACAGUAAUGCUGAAGUGCAAAAUGCAACAGCUGAAAAACCUGAGGGAGGAGAAGAAGCAUUGUUGGUAGAGUCAGAGGAGAAAAUUGCAGGGGAAGCUUUGAAUACUGAGGAGGAGGUAACUGAAAAACCCCAAGAGAAGGAGGAUGUGACUGAGAAACCUGAGGAGCAGGAGGGCACUGAAAAACCCCAAGAAGUGGAUGAGGCAGGAACUGCAUCAGGAAAAGAAAAUGGGAAAGUUGAUGACAGUAAGCAAGACAUAGCAGAUAGUGUGAUUCCUGAUGCGAAUGGAGGUGCUGAGAAAGUGAAGCUGAACGAAGAUGUUGAGGAAAAGAACGGUACAACAGAAAUCCCUGUAAGUGAUGGAAAGAACAGCAUUCAAGCUGAGGAGCAAGUAAAUAAAAUGGUUGACAACGGACAAGUUAUUUGGAGCUGUGCUCAGUGAAAGUUGUUGUUCAUCUUGUAGUGUAAGCUGUGCUUAAAUGUAUCUUACUGAUAUAGGUGGUGACUUUUGUAAUGUUAUUUGAGUUGCUGUAGUUGUUUUAUGAGCUCCUGGAUUAUUGUAGUUCUGUACUAUUUCUUCAGAUUUGGUUGUAUUUAGGAUGAACAUCAAACGCGUAUCUCUCCUAGACUAGAUCUUUUGGGUUAUGAACCAUCGUUGUAGGCUUUUGGCACACAUUUCUGUUAGGAAUUAAUUGUUUUUAACUGUUCCAUUUCUUCA